CAUUAUCUGACAAAAAAGCAGGGACCCCGCAUUCACUAUAUCCGCUCUCCCCGGACCCUGCAUUCACUAUAUCCGCUCUCCCUGGACCCCGCAUUCACUAUAACCGGUCUCCCCGCACCCUGCAUUCCCUAUAUACGCUCUCCCCGGACCCUGCAUUCACUAUAUCCCGCUCUUCCUGGACACUGCAUUCACUAUAAACGCUCUCCCCGGACCCUGCAGUCACUAUAUCCGCUCUCCCCGUACCCUGCAUUCACUAUAGCCGCUCUCCUCGGACCCUGCAUUCACUAUAUCCGCUCUCCCUGGAACAUGCAUUCACUAUAUCCGCUCUCCCCGGACCCUGCAUUCACUAUAACCGGUCUCCCCACACCCUGCAUUCACUAUAUCCACUCUCCCCAGACCCUG
Messenger RNA from Staurois parvus, 402 nucleotides. The record is from the annotation of a GenBank genome assembly. Lineage: Eukaryota; Metazoa; Chordata; Amphibia; Anura; Ranidae.